AUGAACCAAAAAUUUACUUUUGUAUUUAUUUUAUUAUUUGCGCUCUCCGUUACCAAUGCUAUCUCUCUCAAGAAAAGAAUCUCUGGCUGUUUUAAGGUCCCUAUUUUCAAUGCAACAAUUUCACCUAACCCACCAGUUCCUGGACAAAUUGCUACCAUUAACGUUUCUGGAACUUUAAAACAGGAUAUUAAGGAGAACGGAAUACUUAUUAUUGAAUUUAAAUAUGCUGGCUGUAUUCCCCUAGGUGUUUACCCAAAAAUUUCUAUUCAUCAAACUAAGGCUGGCAAUCCCUUUAAUGUAACAACCAAAGUUACGGUACCACCAAAUUUUGGAUCAGGAAAUUCAAAAGCCUACUUUAUUACUGCUUAUAUUGAGAAUGAUUAUGUACCAAUAGGUUGUGUAAUUAUUUAA
Messenger RNA from Dentiscutata heterogama, 411 nucleotides. The record is from the annotation of a GenBank genome assembly. NCBI's taxonomy places the organism in Eukaryota, Fungi, Glomeromycota, Glomeromycetes, Diversisporales, Gigasporaceae.